This is a messenger RNA of Bufo bufo (common toad), 1942 nucleotides long. It is a transcript of the gene CYTH2, whose product is annotated as cytohesin 2. Gene Ontology annotation, biological process: regulation of ARF protein signal transduction. The transcript is spliced from 12 exons. The record is from RefSeq and is a predicted model, not a curated record. Gene Ontology annotation, molecular function: guanyl-nucleotide exchange factor activity. Bases 216 to 1436 code for a protein of 406 amino acids. Lineage: Eukaryota; Metazoa; Chordata; Amphibia; Anura; Bufonidae.
UGCGGGUGGCUGCUAUGGAGGCAGUAGGUGGGCUUUAGAGGCGACGGGUGUUGGGGGGUGGUGAGCCCGAUGAAGGCGAGCCGGAUAGAGAGCGGUGGGAACGGAGCUUCAUAGGAACCGUUCGUUUAGAAUAUUAUUCUGGGUCCGUGGACAUUUCUGACGUGAGGUCGUGAUUUCCGGUCAAGCGAGUCCUCGGACUUGUCACCUUCCUGGACAUGGACGAUACCAUUUACGUUCCCGCUGACCUGACUCCAGAAGAGCGUAUUGAGCUCGAGAACAUCCGUCGCAGGAAACAGGAACUGCUGGAAGAGAUCCAGAGGCUGCGUGAUGAGCUGAGUGAUGCUAUGAAUGAGGUGGAAGGCCUGGAGGCCAAUGAAGGAAGCAAAACGUUACAAAGAAACCGGAAGAUCGGGAUGGGCAGAAAGAAGUUUAAUAUGGAUCCUAAAAAGGGCAUCCUCUAUCUCCAGGAGAAUGAGUUGCUGAGAAACACUGCAGAAGACAUAGCACGCUUCUUGUACAAAGGGGAAGGGCUGAAUAAGACCGCCAUCGGGGACUACUUAGGAGAGAGGGAGGAUUUGAAUAUUUCUGUUCUUCAUAGCUUUGUGGAUCUCCAUGAGUUUACAGAUUUGAACCUUGUUCAAGCUCUCAGGCAGUUUCUAUGGAGUUUUCGUCUGCCAGGUGAAGCUCAGAAGAUUGACCGCAUGAUGGAGGCUUUUGCGCAAAGAUAUUGUAUGUGUAAUCCGGGUGUGUUUCAGUCCACAGAUACUUGCUAUGUCUUGUCUUUUGCGGUCAUCAUGUUGAACACUAGUCUGCAUAACCCCAAUGUUCGAGACAAACCUGGCUUUGAAAGAUUCAUCUCUAUGAACAGGGGAAUAAAUGAUGGGGGUGACCUUCCUGAGGACCUACUCCGGAACUUGUAUGACAGUAUCAGAAAUGAGCCAUUUAAGAUCCCAGAGGAUGAUGGGAAUGACCUCACACACACAUUCUUCAAUCCUGAUCGAGAAGGCUGGCUUCUCAAAUUGGGUGGCCGGGUGAAAACAUGGAAGAGGCGCUGGUUCAUCUUAACUGACAACUGUCUGUAUUAUUUUGAGUAUACCACGGAUAAAGAGCCGAGAGGCAUUAUCCCGCUGGAGAACCUCAGUAUUCGUGAAGUUGAAGAUCCCAGAAAACCGAACUGCUUUGAACUUUAUAUACCAAACAAUAAAGGGCAACUAAUCAAAGCAUGCAAAACGGAGGCUGAUGGGAGAGUAGUGGAAGGCAACCAUAAUGUCUAUAGGAUUUCGGCCCCAACUCCUGAAGAGAAGGAAGAAUGGAUCAAAUCUAUACAGGCUGCAGUGAGUGUGGACCCCUUCUAUGAGAUGCUGGCUGCCAGGAAGAAAAGGAUCUCUGUCAAGAAAAAACAGCAGAUGCAACAGGAACAACAAGAACAGUCUUAAAGGACUUGUACCUUCUUCUUGGAAACUCGCCUCUCCUGGCUUGCAACCACUGCUGAGCACUCCAUUGCCAAAUGAGGAUGGUGACUAUUGCCGGUGCUCACGGGUAGGGCACUAUGGAAACGGAGACCUUGUUUGCACUGGAUGCCUAGUGUACUCGCUAGAGCGUAGCUGAACUUGAUCUCGCCUCCAUCAUUUCAAGCCGGGCCUCAGUGUUCACUGAGUGCUGGUCAUUGAGGACUUUGAUUGUUGGAUUUUUCCUUUUUUUCCCCCCUCUCCAUUAGUGUAAAGAAUCUUUUUGUUUUAUUGAACUCUAAACCUAUUGGACAAAUAUGUGAUGUGGAAAAGUGCAUGAAAAAGCAAUACGACCCGAAACCUUUCCAUUGCCAUAGCACAAGCUUCGCAUUUGUUCUGUAGCCAGUUCUUUUUAUAAUCUUCUGCCAGAUGGUCCUCCAAGGUUGGUAGGGACUAUCACUUAAGGUGACGCCUUGGUUUGGCAUUGCUUUCUC